AUGUGCAUCCUGGCCUUUGUGACUCAGUGCUCGCAGCGGUUUCCACUUGUGCUGAUCAACAACCGCGAUGAAUUGAUUGGCCGUGUGACACAUCCCGUCGGUGUGGACAAAUCAACGGGUCUUCUGUGGGCGGCGGAUGGUGUGGCUGGCGGUUCGUGGCUUGGACUGAAUGUGCACAAUGGGCGUUUCGCUGUCCUUACGAAUUGCUCCCGCUGCCCAACGGCGCCACUAGCAAUUGAUGGGAUCUCCAUGCCCUCUGACUGGCGGGGAGCCAUGCCAGUUGCGGAAGUAGUGCGGCGCAUGAAAGUGCAUGCCACGCCUGCGGAGGAUGGCGGAACAGACGUGUUCUUGACAUUCAUCCCCGAUCUCUCGCGAGGCUGCAUUGUCGGUGAUUUCCUCAAGGAAGGGAGAGUCCCGGGUGAUUGUCUCCCGUCUUCUUCUCUUUCGACAGAGGAGGCGAUGAACUUGCCGCCCUCCCUUCUUUCAUCUCCAUACUUUGACGGCUACAACCUGCUGACAGCGGAGAGUUUGUUUGACCCGCAUCAAGUGCAAUUGCUCUACAGCACGAAUCGUUAUGCCGCGCAGCACCGAUCCCCCGCAGAACACGGCGUCGUUCAUUGUCUGCAGAAUAGUCACCUUGACAACUGGAUGGAGCCCAAGUGUACCUUACUGCGAAAACGGUUUGAAGAAGCGCUGAAAAAAUUUUUUCCCACAGGUGCAACACCAUACGACGCGGAAUAUGUGGCAGAUUCCCUUGCCUCUUAUUGUCUCUGCCUUGAGCCGAACUUUGAUCUACAGCAAGAAAUUCAAGGUGGUAAUUUAUCUCCCGAGGUUGUUCAGGGAUAUCAGCAGGUAUUGGAUGCCUCAUUACCAUACAAGGGCUACAAUGGGGAGGCGGAGCUGAUACAACUCUACGGUGCAGGGCUACAACCACCCGUGCACUUUCCAACUGAUAGUUACAAGGAGCACAUUAAUUUUCAACAGCGGAAUAUAUUUGUUUCCAAUGGCAUGUACUGUACUCGGUCUCAGACAACAGUAGUGGUGGAAACGAUGCCUGAUGGUGAGGGAACCGUUGUCCACUUCUCGCAGCGAAAUUGUAAUGCCGGUAAAGCACACGGGCCGUGGAAACACUUCACCGUGCAAUCACGGUCAAUUAUAUGA
This is a messenger RNA of Trypanosoma cruzi, 1161 nucleotides long. RefSeq lists its product as uncharacterized. The coding region runs from base 1 to 1161 and encodes 386 amino acids. NCBI's taxonomy places the organism in Eukaryota, Euglenozoa, Kinetoplastea, Trypanosomatida, Trypanosomatidae. The transcript has a single exon. The record is from RefSeq and is a predicted model, not a curated record.